Molecule: messenger RNA, 462 nt
Organism: Solanum stenotomum
Lineage: Eukaryota; Viridiplantae; Streptophyta; Magnoliopsida; Solanales; Solanaceae
Product: basic blue protein-like
Exons: 3
Coding region: 1-462 (153 amino acids)
Cellular component (GO): plasma membrane
Molecular function (GO): electron transfer activity
Source: RefSeq, a predicted model, not a curated record
AUGGCAUGGAAAUUAGAAGGAUGUGCUAUUUUUUUGGUAAUAUUCAUGUUGUUUGCCAUCCAAAUAAGUAAUGCAUCAACAACUUAUAAUGUUGGAGAUAGUAAUGGUUGGACAUUUGGUGUUAGCAAUUGGCCUAAUGGCAAGACUUUCAAAGUUGAUGAUGUGCUUGUAUUCAAUUAUCCUAGAGAAAUUCACAAUGUGGUUAUAGUGAACAAGGUGGAUUACAAUAAUUGUAACCCUUUAGGAAAAAUGUUUAAUUCAGGGAAAGAUGUGAUAACUCUUAAAAAGGGCACAACCUAUUUUAUUUGUGGUGUUCCUGGUCAUUGUGAUGGUGCCCAAAAAAUUGCAAUUACUAGAAGAAUACAGAACUGGGCCAAGCAAAUAACUAAGAAAUACCCAUUGGGCCUAGAAAAGGGAAAUCAAGAAUUGGGCCUUAACCUCACCUCCUUCAUUGAAGUCUAA